AGUCCAGGUUGCAGUCCCAGAUCGUCAAAGCCUCGCCUCGCCUACACUCCACCACCUCCAUCUCGUAAGCUCCAACACACCAUCAAAUUAAUCGCGCUCCUUCUCCCACCAGCUCUCCCCCUUUUUUUCCUGCCCACAUACAAAUGCUUGGGCAUUAGCGAUCCUCCUCCUCGUUCUCCUUCCCCUUCUCCCUCCUCUGGGUCUGGGUGCGCCCUCCCCUGCUCCACUUCUCCGGCGCUGACAUGACGUCCACGGCGUACUCGCGGUCGUCCAAGCUGCCGGGCGGCGAGCGGCGGCUGCCCCCGCGCCUCAUGCGGGGGUUCGCGUCCAAGAUCGAGCCCAAGAAGCUGGGCGUCGGCCUCAUCGCCGGCUGCUGCCUCGCGCUCCUCACCUACGUCUCCCUCGCCAAGCUCUUCGCAAUCUACUCCCCUGUCUUCGCUAGCUCGGCCAACACGUCCGCGCUGAUGCAGCAGAACGCGCCGCCGACCUCGUCCAAGCCGUCCGUGCCGGAGACGGAGACCAUCCCGCCGCAGGAGACGAUAGGCGGCGGCGGCGACAGCUCGGAUCCCGUCGAUCUGCGUGAGGGCGCGACGGGCUCCGAGGAGCCCGGCUUGCCGGAAGCUGCCCUCACGAGGAAGGACAUGGCGGCGGGCUCCGACGAGCCCGGCUUGCCCACCAGGAAGGACGACGGCGAGGAUGCGGCGGCCGAGCCCACCACCAAGCCAUCUGCUGCAGCUGAGGAUGGCAAGGGCAAUGGCAGUGGUGGCGGGCAAGGAGUAGGCAAGAUGAUUUGCGACGAGAACGGCGUGGACGAGGGGUUCCCGUACGCCCGGCCGACCGUGUGCGAGCUGUCCGGCGACGUCCGCGUGAGCCCGAAGCAGAGGACGGUGUACCUGGUGAACCCGUCGGGCGGCGGCGGGUUCGACGAGCGCGGCGAGAAGCGGGUCCGGCCGUACGCCCGCAAGGACGACUUUCUUCUCCCCGGCGUGACGGAGGUGACGGUGAAGUCGGUGCCUUCGGCCGCGGUGGCGCCCAAGUGCACGAGGCAGCACACCGCGCCGGCGGUGGUGUUCUCCGUGGCCGGGUACACGGACAACUUCUUCCACGACAUGGCGGACGCGCUGAUCCCGCUGUUCCUGACGACGGCGCACCUGGACGGCGACGUGCAGCUGCUGGUGACCAACUACAAGCCGUGGUGGGUGCAGAAGUACACGCCGGUGCUGCGGAAGCUGUCCCGGCACGACGUGAUGAGCUUCGACGCCGCGGACGAGGACGACGCCGUGCACUGCUUCCCCGCGGGCGCGUUCCUGGGGCUGUACCGCGACCGGGACCUGAUCCUGUCGCCGCACCCGACCCGGAACCCGCGCAACCUGACGAUGGUGGACUUCGCGCGGUUCCUGCGCGGCGCGCUGGCGCUGCCGCGCGACCGGCCCGCGGCCCUCGGGGAGCAGCCCGGGGCGCGGCCCCGGAUGCUGAUCGUCUCGCGCGCCGGCACCCGGCGGCUGCUGAACCUGGACGAGGUGGCGGCGGCGGCGGACGAGCUGGGGUUCAACGUGACGUCGGCGGAGGCCGGCGCGGACGUGCCGGCGUUCGCGGCGCAGGUGAACGCGGCCGACGUGCUGGUGGGCGUGCACGGCGCCGGGCUGACGAACCAGGUGUUCCUGCCGACGGAGGCCGUGGUGGUGCAGAUCGUGCCGUGGGGCAAGAUGGACUGGAUGGCCACCAACUUCUACGCGCGGCCGGCGGCGGGGCUGGGGCUCCGCUACCUGGAGUACUACGUCGGGGCGGAGGAGACGAGCCUCAAGGACAAGUACCCGCGGGAGCACGUGGUGUUCAGCGACCCCAUGGCGCUCCACAAGCAGGGGUGGCAGGCGCUCGCCCAGACCGUCAUGAAGCAGGACGUCACCGUCAACCUCACUAUGUUCCGGCCCGUGCUGCUGCAGGCGCUCGACAAGCUGCAGCAGUGAGGGACCGUGAUUCCUGCUACUGUUCGUCUUCCUCGAAUUCGCCAUUGCCGACCGGCCAUCCCGAGACUGUGGAGGCUAGCUAGCUGCUGCUGCUCCUGCCAAGUACAGUACUAUCGCUAGAAAAAAAGAAAAAUGAGAGAUAGAGAGGGAAUGAAGGAGGCUUCAAAUUUGCAAUCGAGUUGGUUUGUAUUUUUUUUGGUUUCAACCGUAGCAGUGCAGCAGAAACACCAGCUUGGAUAGUGCGUUUUACAUACACUACAGUCUACACGCGAACAAGAAUCAUGUUCAUUCUUUUCCUUGACGAGUUGACUCCACCUGGCAAUGGCAUUCUUCUUCUACUGAUGAACACAUCACUAAUGUAUUUUGGGGAUUGAGCUGUU
Zea mays is the source of this 2347-nucleotide messenger RNA. Its product is annotated as HGA4. The record is from RefSeq and is a predicted model, not a curated record. Gene Ontology annotation, molecular function: UDP-xylosyltransferase activity. The transcript is spliced from 3 exons. Gene Ontology annotation, biological process: plant-type cell wall organization. Lineage: Eukaryota; Viridiplantae; Streptophyta; Magnoliopsida; Poales; Poaceae. Bases 243 to 1967 code for a protein of 574 amino acids. Gene Ontology annotation, cellular component: Golgi membrane.